AUGGCGUCCGAAGGGGCCCCUAAGGGGGCCCCUACGGGGGCUCCAGCCUUCCUCCAGAAAGAUCGUGGGGGCCCCUUCAGAGGGGCCCUCAUCCUUCCCCAAAGAGACCUGGGGGCCCCCAAUGGGGGGGCCCCAACGGGGGCCCCCUUGCUUCUCCCCACGGGGGCCCCCACCUUUGCCUAUAGAGAGCUUAGGGCCCUCAGGGGGGCCCCAAUGGGGGCCCCCAUGGGGGCCCUUAGUGGGUACAGGGCCCCAGCUGUUUUGCUGAUUUUGAUUAAGGCGUUCAGUGUGCGGUGGUUUGAGGGUACUCUGACAGCUGUCUCCUUUUCGGAAGAGAGAAGAGACCUUGUGAGUAGCAUAAAAGGGGCCUGCAGCACAAAGGAGACACUUUAA
Molecule: messenger RNA, 393 nt
Organism: Eimeria acervulina
Lineage: Eukaryota; Apicomplexa; Conoidasida; Eucoccidiorida; Eimeriidae
Exons: 1
Coding region: 1-393 (130 amino acids)
Source: RefSeq, a predicted model, not a curated record